Acaulospora morrowiae is the source of this 590-nucleotide messenger RNA. NCBI's taxonomy places the organism in Eukaryota, Fungi, Glomeromycota, Glomeromycetes, Diversisporales, Acaulosporaceae. The record is from the annotation of a GenBank genome assembly.
CUUUUAAAACUCUGCAACAGUGCAUAGAUCUUUUGAAAAGUUUGCCGGACGACGAGAGUUUCGUAUUUGAGAGUAAAUACAUUCCCUCGAGCACCAUAGGAAAGCACGUAAGGCACAUCUGCGAACACUUCCGGUUGCUACUUGAUUCAAGACCCAUACCGGUAAAGAGAUCCUUCGCUGAAGAAUAUUUUCUCACCUCAGAUGAUAAUGAUAAUGAUUCGAUGGACACUUUAAAUGAAUCCUCCGAAUGGAAUGUUGAUUAUGAUAAUAGAACCCGUAAGGGGGCCGCGGAAACGUCACGAGUGCUAGCUAUUAAACAGAUUGAAAGAUUACAAUCGACCAUCCUGGAAUAUAGCACCAUUAUACCCCUCAAUACGCCGAUAAAUAUGUGUACUGUUGCUGAUAAAGACCCGAUGCAUGUGCAAUCGACAUAUGGAAGGGAAUUAUGGUUUUGUUGUCAUCACGCGGUUCAUCACUAUGCUCUUAUCCGAGUGAUUUGCAUCGAGCUCAAAAUUCCAUAUCCCGAAGACUUUGGCGUUGCACCGUCAACUCUUGUGUACCUGGAAGACAAGGAACGAUUUACGCUAUAG